UUGUCCUUCUAUAGUAUGUCCUCCUCUGGUACACUGACACACCUUUACACAUUCUACUCCACAUUCACUGAACCCCUCUAUCCUGGGUUUGGGGUUUGCUCCUCCUCCUCCUCAGUGACCCUGUGUCAGAUAGAUGACCAACACAUUCAGAGAGACCAUGGUGGAGAGAGUUGGAUCAAGCCUGGACCUGGGAAAUGGAUUCCUCAGAGCUGUAAGACUUGUGACCAUGUUGAGGACUCCACACACUGGCUUCAGAUUGAACCCUUGACUUCCACUGUCCAGGGAGUUACAAUGUUCAGACACAGGACACCCAAAGGGAGUUAUGAGUGCACAGUGUCUGGGCUCCGCUGGCUGUGUGAGAGAGAUGUCAUUCUGAAGUAUCACUUCAGGAACUGUGAACCCUACAGUCACCUUCUGAAAGACAUGCAGUACACACAAGGUGGUCCAUUGCUGGACAUCACUAUGGAGUUAGGUGAACUGGAGGAAGUUCAUGUGCCACACUGUGUCUGUUUAGGGACCAACCCUUCCCUGAGGAAUGAGAUGAAGAUUCUUCAUGUAGAGGAACAUGGAGUGUCUUUAGAGGAAGUGCAUGAGGUUACCAGAUUCCAUGCUAAGAUUCUCCAUCCCAAGUUCUCAGCUAUCUCUAUUAUACUGAGAUAUAUAUUUUCUUGGAACGUAGAUGUCCACUGUGAGCUGAUGCUCUAUCUGACAGUGAAAAAGGAAACACUAAUUCCACGCCUAUACCUGUUCCCCAGUAACCCCGGCCAAAUGCAGGCUGUGGAAGAACAGGAAUCAAAGUUUCAAGGGUCUAAAAGGAUUCCCAUCACAAGACCAGAGCAGUCCUUCAAACUGAAAAGUUCCUUCAGACUGAACAUUCCCUGUUCUACCUCCAUCUUUCCACCGAGGAUUCAUCUCAUACAUAGAGACACCACACCAAGCUUUUUCAAGGUGGUUAUGAAAAUUACAGGGAUUGAGAUGGAGUUAAUCGGUGAUGAUGAGAGGACAGUAUGGAAAGAAAUUGUACCAACAGAUGAAUACAUCACUGAAACCCAUUCAACUAGUGCUGUGUUGGGGGCAGGAGGUCCGGCUGAGAGCAGUCUGACUGGUUCUGCAGAGCAGCAGCUGCGUUCUGUACGGACAGAGUUUGUGAAACGAGUGUCAAGACCUGUCCUGAAUGAACUGCUGGACGGACUCCUGCAACACACAGUCAUCAACCAGGAGGAAAUGGAGUCAGUGAAGGUGAUAGCUGAAAGGGCAGAGAAAGCACGUGACAUCAUCGACAUGGUGUUGAGAAAAGGAACUGAGUCAUGUUCCAGGAUGAUGAACCUUCUUGGGGAGCUGGACCAAUGUCUUUGUUCACUGCUUCAGAUCAACAGUGUUGGGCUACCAACCUAAUGGUAGAAUGGAUAGUAACAGUGUUGGGGUACCAACCUAAUGGUAGAAUGGAUAGUAACAGUGUUGGGUUACCAACCUAAUGGUAGAAUGGAUAGUAACAGUGUUGGGCUACCAACCUAAUGG
Molecule: messenger RNA, 1518 nt
Organism: Salmo salar (Atlantic salmon)
Lineage: Eukaryota; Metazoa; Chordata; Actinopteri; Salmoniformes; Salmonidae
Source: RefSeq, a predicted model, not a curated record